Pangasianodon hypophthalmus (striped catfish) is the source of this 2581-nucleotide messenger RNA. RefSeq names its product profilin 2a (gene pfn2a). The record is from RefSeq and is a predicted model, not a curated record. Lineage: Eukaryota; Metazoa; Chordata; Actinopteri; Siluriformes; Pangasiidae. Gene Ontology annotation, biological process: regulation of actin filament polymerization; actin cytoskeleton organization; positive regulation of actin filament bundle assembly. Bases 219 to 638 code for a protein of 139 amino acids. Gene Ontology annotation, cellular component: cytoplasm. The transcript has 4 exons. Gene Ontology annotation, molecular function: actin binding.
GAUCUCGAGCACGGACUACACCCAAGGCGCUGUCUCGAUUCACAUCGGCUUUUCUUCCCUGCCCCCCCCAAAAAGCAGACCUCGGCAGCACGCAGCUAAGCGCUUUUUGGAGAGGCGAGCCUCGACUCGGGUGCUUCAAACCUUCUUUAACCUUAAAUCCAUCCAAAGAGUCUCUGUAGAGCGUCGUAAUAUUUUUUUGUUUACAAAUUGCAGCAAACAUGUCUUGGCAAAGCUACGUGGAUAACCUGAUGGCCGACGGCAGCUGCCAGGAUGCCGCCAUUGUCGGUUACACGGACGCCAAAUACGUUUGGGCAUCUUCAGAAGGGGGCACUUUUAGCGGUAUAACGGCCGAUGAAAUCGAUGUCAUAGUCGGCAAGGACCGGGAGGCCUUCUUCACCAACGGGCUGACCCUAGGGAAAAAGAAGUGCUCUGUGAUCAGAGACAGCCUGCCACUCGAUGGUGACUGGACUAUGGAUAUCAGGACGAAGAGUCAAGGUGGAGAGCCGACGUACAACGUUUCCGUAGGCAGAGCUGGCAAAGUCUUGGUUCUUGUAAUGGGCAAAGAAGGGGUCCAUGGAGGCGGAUUGAAUAAGAAGGCAUACUCGAUGGCAAAAUACUUGAGGGAUUCGGGGUUCUAACUAUUGGUUUUAGUCAUGGGAAAGGAAGGUACCCACGGAGGACAGCUCAACAAGAAAGCAUUUACCAUGGCUGAAUACCUGAGGAGAGCUGGAUACUGAAGCAGCCCCCUUUCCAUCCAUCCACACAGCAGCUCACUGUAACAUCCCAUCAUCCCUUUCUCCCUCCUUGGUUUUUCUUUUUUCUUUUCUUUUUUCCUCCUUCACAGCACUACAGAUACUUAGUGGAUGCAUUGUCUAUCCAGCCCCUUAAUUCUCAACUGUGUUUUUUUUUUUUUUGUUUUUUUUUUUUAAAAAUGUACACCCUUACUUCCUCUCUUCCUUCUAUUUAGCAUACCUAUCCCAUUCCCAUUUUCCUCAUCCUUAUAGUGCCACAAAACAAGCAUGUUCAUUUUAUGAAGGCUUAAAACAAAAACACAGUACUGUACAUAAAGCAUUUAAGACAAUUGGGCUUUUCAGAUUUGCAUAAACGAAUCGUCACUGUCCAGUUUUCCUGAGGCACUUAUCUAGUGGUCCAUCGAUGCCUCUCGAGUGCUUUGAGCCUUGCUGAGCUGUCGGUCUUCCCUAGUGAUUUUUUCUUUCCAGCAUGGCCAGGAGGGUUUAAAAAGUGCAUGCAUAUCUCUUUUAGCUCAAUAUCAUCAAAUACCUAACUACCAUACACUACCAGUGUCCUCCCAAAAAAAAAAAAAAAAAAAAGUAAUAAAUUGAACCACACUACAUAAUUCUUGCCCUUAUACUUGUAACCAGUUUUAUUCAAAAUACAACAUCCAAUGCUUUUACUGUUGUAUCUGGAUGUGGUGUUGUGAGUCUUCGAUGUAAUGUUGGAUUUUUUUUUUUUUUUUUUUUUUUCUUCUUUUGAAUGUGAUGGCAGAUCAGCAUUUACAACGUCUAGGUUUAAAACAAAAAUCGCUUCUGGACUCUAAGGACAUUCCACCGCUAAUAUAGCCACUUAGCAACUUAUUUACCAGCUAGUGAUUUUGAUUUAUUGUAAUUUUUUUAAAGCACUGCCCUUCCGAUGUAACUCUGGUUUGGUGUCCAUUCAUAUUAUAGAUAUUAUUUUUUUUCUCCAGUAGGACCAAUUUUUUUUCUGCAUUUUGGAGGAUUAACAGAUUACUGAAGGAUCGACUGCUAGCUUCAUCUGUUUGUAGAACAUGAAAUUGAACAUUUCAAAUACACAGUAUAACACUAACCUCUUGACUUCACUAGUAAUGGUAUCCAUGACUUGGGGAUGGAUUACAAAGCUCUAAUGGUAACUACCUGAUUAUUAUUAUUAUUAUUAUUAUUUUUUUCUUUCUCACAAUGAAUGUUUUGAAUAGAUGAAAUGGCAGUCUUAUUGUUGACUUUAAAUCCUUUAACCCCCAUUUUGUCUGUUAAUCCUGUCAGUUUUCAAACAUCAAGUCAUUUGUGCUUUAUUCAACUGCGAUAUAUCAACUUGUCAUAGCACGGUACAAAUAUUUCAUUAAAUAGGCAAAAAAAACAAAACAAAAAAAACCACACACUGAAGUAACUGUGUACACUAAAUUUUCUGGGUUAUGGUGGUAUUAGUUAAAGAAGAAAAAGACCACUAGUCAGUUGUAUUGUUAACUUUAAUAAUAAUAAAAAAAGCAGUGUAUCCUGUGCCAUAAUGUAGAUCUGAUCUGUUGCUACUGUGAGAUGGAUUUUAAAACCGCUGCCUUGUUAGGAGUCGAUUCUCGAAUGGCACCUUCUUUGGGAUAUCUGACAUUAAAAUUUUCAAACUCUCCAGGGCUUGUGGAAUAUGUACAGAUUAAAGUGAAACAUGUCAACAAAUCAUGUUCAUUUCUCUCCUUUCUUUUGUUGCACCCGAUUUAUGAUUAUGAAAUCCUGACCAGCUGAUAUCUAUACAACCCGAUUUUGCGUGGAAAAUGCCAUGAAUUAACCACCUUGUUUACAGACAGAUCAAAUAAAUCUAUUCCAACCAGAAAGAA